GCCUGUUUGUUGUUUCUCAGAUGCAAGUGCAGGUGAUGGCGGAUUUGUGGUCAGCGUGGCGCACGAGCCACGAGCCCCAAAAGAGGCGCCAUGAAGAGGACGUCAAGAGCCGUGCUCGCGGCCGCCAACACCCGUCUGCGGUGGAGGCGCACGAGGACAAGAUGCGAAGACACAGCUCACAUCCGCUGCUGCAGCCAAGACCGGCCACGGCCCAGCCAAGAAGACAGCAGUUCCACGAGGCCUUCCUAUCACGGGCAACAGAGGGGCUUGCCGACGAGAAUGGGGGCGGAGUCAUGCUGCUGCACCAGCUUGGAGACAGUCGCCGCGCCGUCCACUCAGACGACCCAGGCGGGAAGACAACAGAAGAUGCUGAGACGGCCAAGUGGCGGCAGCGGGAUCUCAAGAACCUCGGGGCGGAUAAGAGGCCGUGGACAUCUCUGGGCAAGGGAGCGGCCCAUCGGAUUGGGAUGGACCGUGCCAUCACGUCUCGAGCCACCUACAGACAGACGUGCAUGGCCAAUCUGACGGAAGAAGGAAUGCGCGAGGAGCUGCAGAGGUGGGAGGCCGAGAAGACGAGGCUUCUGCAGGACCUCGAUGCCGCCCGGGUGCUGGCCAAGCAGUGGGAGCGGCAGGCAGACGACCUCAAGCGAACCCUGACUGAGAAAGACGAGGAGAUCUCGCAGUGGCGAGCCCAUGUAACGGUGCUGAAGCGGCGUGUGCAGGGCCUAUCUGACCGGCGGCUCGAGACAGAGAAAUCGCUGCAUGAGGUGGCGGUCCUCAAGCCUCUAUUCAAUGAGGUAUCGAAGAAGGAAGAGACAUAUGAGCUAGCUGAGCGCUGGUGCAUGUCUCUCUGUCUGUCUGUGUGUGGGCUCGGCUCUUGUAUGUAAGCUGGCAACGGAGCUGAAGCUGCAAACACCUCAAGAAGUCAUGAGUCGCAUCGACGAAUUGGAACGAAACCAAUUCAACAUGCUCCAGCAAAUACACAGGUUGGUCCGUUACAGACCGGGAUGUAAGUUGCUUAUUGUCUGGUUAUGUUGCACCCUUUCGUUCCCCUCUCACCUUACCCCUUCAGCAUGGAUGAGGAGAAGGAGCAGGUAGAGGCGGCGCGUCAGGCCCUGCAGAAGCAGCACCGCAAGGCCACCGGCUACAUGCAAGACAGACUCGUGGCGUCAUACGAGGUCAUUGAGAAGCAGCGGCAAGAGCUCGAGAGUGCCGAGGAGCGCGAGAGCGCCAAGUCUCUAAGGCAUAAGGAUCUACUGGAGCAGUAUCUGAAGCUGAGUGACUAUUGCUGGUGGAUGCUCUCUUUCUGGGCCAAGAAGGCGCAGUGGGGGCGAAUCAAGAAGGAACCCUCCAUCAUACUGCAGGACCUCAAGUCGAAUCUCAUCUACAAGUAAUUAAUGAGACAUAGAGAAAUCUGUGUAUUCUGGCAGCCGCAUGGAUGCACGAAUCCAUGGGUGUUUGCGGAUUGUGUCCCUUCUCGAUAGGCACGGCUCCAUUGCGGCGGCCUUCACAGCUUACAACAUCCCCGUGAUCGAAUCGCUUCACAAGGAUGACUUCGCGACGCAGCUGCAGAAGUUCAAAAUCGGUGCCGCGGACGCCGGCAAGAUUUUUGAUUACUUGCCGGACAAACGGAAGGUGGACGAGACCUACUUCGCGCCCGUGGGUCCGAUGACUGCCAGGCCAAUAUUCACACGCACAGCAGCACCCGCGCCUGUAGAGGCAGCCCAGGCCACAGAAGGGCCAGGAGGAAAGGCCUCUCCCCCCAGCCCCCUCUCUUCGGCACGCCCCUCGUCUCAGAACAGUGCCAGGCCCAUCUCGCCCUCCCAGCCGCAUGCUCAUGCCGGCAGCAAGCCUGCCUUGCCCCACUACCACCCGAGAGAGAAGAUCUUGGUGAUAGCGAUGAAGGACUUCCAGCGGCACUUGGAGGAGCUGUCUUUGCCUCGACCGCUGGAGGGCAUCACAGCUGAUGUGCUGCUGGAGAAGCCCCUGGACAUUGCUGUGAGGGACUUCAGGCCCAACGCUUACGAUCCCCUGGCAGCACUGCAGGCAGUCCAUCAGCUGCUGACGGUGUCGGAGAGGUCACAGAACACACAGCAGCUGCAGGGUCGGUCAGGAAGGCAGACAGAGACAGACGCCAAAUGGCCGGCCACUUUGCACGUGUCUGUCUGUCUGUUAUAUUUAUGGGCAUGUAUGUAUUCAGAGGUGAUAGUGUACGCCAAUUCUUUGUAUCGCCACUUCUUCCCCAAUGCCGACCUAGACAAACGCUUCAAGCCCACUGAGAUCCUCAAGACGGUGGGAGAAGUGCUGAAGCGCAAGGAAAUGCAGAUCACUGCGGACCACAACAAGACCAGGGAUGCCCAAGUCAAGACACACGAAGCCAACAAGGAGCUUGACAAGCUGCGGGGGGAGAACAGACAGCUCAAACAACAGGUGAAAAUCUCGUGUCGUGUCUCUCCAGGAGUCGAUCGAUCGAUCGCAUACAUGUCUCUCUGUCUGUGCGUCGUGCGUCUCUCUCUCUCUUCUGUGUGUGUGUGUGUGUGUGUGUGGUGUCUCUGUGUGUGUGUGUGCAGAUUGACAAGUUGCAGCGUCAGCUGACGUCGCUGUUGGGCAAACAGCUGAGGGUGCAAAGGCAGAUGGCAGAGUCACACUGACUGGUGUGCGUGAGACCUGGUUACCCAUCGAUGAGUGCUGUUCGUCUGUCCCUCUGCCGUACGUGUCUGUUGCCUUUCCUUUGGCUUGACUGACUGGGCAGCUUGCUUGACUCACCUAGGUGCAUUCAUUCAUUGCUGCCUGGGCUCCGAUCGCAGCAAGGCAGGGAGGGAG
Messenger RNA from Vitrella brassicaformis, 2823 nucleotides. NCBI's taxonomy places the organism in Eukaryota, Vitrellaceae. The record is from the annotation of a GenBank genome assembly.